CUUUUUGUGAGGUUCUGCAGGCCUCGGUUCCGGUUCCGGUCCUCCGGAGCUCGGACGGCGUGACGCAGCGGCACCGCCACGCCGAUGUCCGGGUGGUUCUGCAGCUCCGUGGUUCGGAAUCGAUCCAGUGUGAAACCCGAACCUGUGCUGCAGAUCGCGGUCUCGCGCCUGUAGAGCGGGGGGCGCGUGCAGAGCGCGUGGCCGCCGGUGACGGAGGAGGCGGCUCGCGCGGCCGCAGCGCUCUUCGCCUCGCUAGCUCGCUGCUAGCCUUCUGCGGUCCGGAUCGGAGCCGCUCAGAGCCCCAUGAACCCGCACCUGCGGGUGGCUGCGGGGCAGGUCGUGUCGCGGUUCCGUCGGCGGUGUGCCUGGCGGGAUGAUCGUUUUCCGGGGCUGAGUUGGUGACGGAGCGGCGUCACACCGCGGCGGCACCAGCUAGCAUGAUCCGGGAGGUCCCUCACCGGAGCCCGGUUGCCUGAAACUCGGGGCCCCGCACAGUGAUGGAGCCCUUCCUGCAGAUCGCCCCCCACUCCCUGGCCAUCGUGCUGAGCAGGACCAGCGCGGGGGAGGCGGCCGGAGUGUCUGAGAGCGAUGAGCUGCCCCGGCACCACACCGGCUACGAGAUCUUCGCGAAUUUUAAGGCGGAGAACUCCCAGCUGCACGUGUGGAACCAGCGGGUCAGCGAGGCCGUGUCCGAGACCUUCUUCCUGGGAUGGAUCGACGAGCAUGUGCUGCUGAUCCAGGGGAAGGAGGACCACCUGGAGGCGCUGAGGGAGGGUUGGAUGCGGAGAUGCCUGAAUCCACCUCGGGGAUUCACCAUCAAGUACCUCGGGGAUGUCUCGCCCAUCAGCAUGUCCCCAAUCAGCCAACCACAGUUCAUCCCCCUUGGAGAGGUUUUGCUUUUGGCCAUUUCUGCUCUAAACUCCGCCCACAAGCCUGUCACCGAGGAGGCUCUGACCGAGCACCUGCAGACAUGUUUCCAAGGUGUUCCCACACCGACAGAGGAGGCGCUCCACCAUACGCUAAGCAUGCUGGUCCAUGAGCGCAAGAUUUACCCCACCCCUAAUGGAUACUUUAUCGUCACCCCCCAAACGUAUUUCAUCACUCCCAGCCUGGUCCGGACUGGUUCUAAGUGGUACCAUUUAGAUGAGCACUCGGCUGACCGACAUCAGUACCAGAAACCGGAGCAGCACCAGCUGACUCAGUGCACCUCGCCUCUCUCUGGCACCAUAACCCCGUCUACCUCCGGAGGACUGCGGGAUCGGACGUAUAAAGCAGAGGGCUCCCAGAGCCACCACGCCACUCUGCAGCGGUGCUCCCCCAAAGACCACCGAGAGGUGCACUCCUCACCACAAACGCCUUCUCAGCAAGUGGGAGGAAACUCGGAGAAGGGCAGGAGCAGCCUUGGGUUUGCUUUCAAGAUGGACACGCUCACCAAGCACAAAGGUGGGGCGGCUGUGACCGCCGCACUGGCAGAUGUGGACAAGUCUGCAGGAAGUGGUUCUGGGAGCCGAAAGUUUGGCUUGAAAUUGUUCCGGUUGAGUUUUAAGAAGGACAAAACAAAGCAGCUGGUGACCUUCUCCGCCCAGUUCCCCCCAGAAGAGUGGCCACUCCCUGACGAGGACACCCCGAGUCAGAUGCCUCGCUAUGUGGAGAUGGAGAUUAUUCGCAGAAUCAACCCUGACCUCACCGUGGAGAACCUGGCCCGCCACACCGCCGUCAUGAAGCGCCUGGAAGAGGAGCGUGUUCAGAGGAGCAUGGCGUCCUCGGCCAAUCAGAGUUCCAGGAGCAGGAGGAGCGGCGGCCGACACAGGAAGCAGUCCCAGACCAAACCUGGACGCUCCCACAGCAAAACCCGGUCCAACCGCUUCGACCCGGCCGACGCUUCCCGCACAGAUCCAGCCAGCAGAGACUAUCGGGGCCACUCCUCGUCUCUGGCUCGCUCGCCUCGAGAACAGGCCCUCGCCAUGGAGAGGCACCGGGCGCGCCUGCACCUCGCUCACAGCAUUCCCAACAUCCUCGACUCCACACACCUGCCUGUCACGCCCGAGUGGGACGUGUCCGGAGGGCUCGCCAAGCGGCGCAUGGAGGUCCCUUUCCCAGAACCGAGCCAUGUCCCGUUAGCCCAUCACUCCAAAGUCCACCGCUCGCACUCGCACACCCAGGAGAGGAAGUCCCGCAGUGAGCGCAGCAGCAAAGCCAAGGAGCGCUCCCGCUCUAUGGACAACUCCAAAGCAGCGCUUGGAGUUGGCCCGGUGGCGCCGUCCAACUAUUACGACAGCCGAAGUCGCUACUACACGGAAGAUGGCAGCCUGCGAGCCAACCAAAGCUCCACGCAGUUCUGCCGAGCGCCACUCUCGGCAGGGCUGGAGGGCGGCAGGAGCUUCGAUAGGAGUAAGAGUCGAGACAGCCUGGUGGCUUACAAAACACUGCCCCCCCACAGCGCUCCUCCUGACGAGUACUUCCAGUGUUCCGGGAAGCCCACCAACACGCUAGGAACUCUGUGCAGGAGCGGCUCCGACCAGCAGCCCGCCCAUCCCCCAGAAAGCAAAGAGGACCCUCUAAAGGUGGGCACCAAUGGUGGCAGCUUCCCCUCCAUACCUCUACCCAUCCCCGACUCCUCCCUCCCUAACCUACGGCCUCCCAACAGCGCCUCCUGUGGUCAGGAGAAAAACAAGGAGGUCUUCAACAAAGACGUGCUGUUCGAUCCUCCAUCCAGCCUCCCCCUGUCGAGCUACAGCUCUCUGAAAAAAACCCUCCCCCUGUCCUCGUCCUGUGACGCCCUGGAUGCUCACAGCGACACCCCCAAACCGCUGGUGGUGACUACAUCCGCGCCUCCACUGGUACCCGAAACAACCUCUGGUGCUGCCGAUGCCUCUCUGGACUACUACAACGUUUCAGACGACGAAGAAGCCGAGGAGGGGGGAGCUAGGAGCAAAGAGGGGGCUUUAGGGGAAAAGCCUGGGGGAGGUGGUGGGACGGGAAGAGGGGGAGCAGGGACCAUGCAGUGGCUGCUGGAGCGAGAGAAGACCAGGGACCUUCAGAGGAGGUUUGAAAGAACUCUUACUCUUUCUGGUGCUAAAGACCACCUUCCUGAACCAGGUCAGAACCAGCAGGCGGCGCACUCCGCCAGGCUGGACAGUAUGGACUCCAGCUCUGUCACGGUGGACAGUGGAUUCAACUCCCCCAGAACCCGGGAGAGCCUGGCCUCCAACACCUCCUCGGUUGUGGAAAGCAACAGACGGCAGAACCUGGCUCUAAGUCCCGGACACUUAGGCAUGGCCGCCAGCACUGGACCCCCUUUCUCCUUCCAUACCAUCUCAGAACCUUCUGGCAGCCAAACGGAGAAGCUGCAGAAGCCCAGCAGCUGCCUGGCCUCCAUCACCAGCGUGUGAGGCUGCAGCUCAGAGCAGGACUGUUACUCGUUCAGAGAGAAGCCGCCCCCGCCGGCCCGAUCCUGCGGGGGCUUCAGUGUUUUGAUUUUUCUGUGAUCUCAGGUUCUGUUGUUACACUUCCACACAUCCCGCUUCAAGAUUCUCCAUGAUUUCACCAUCGUUGUCAUGGACCUCUGGAGACAGACGGCAUUCAUGUCCAAACCGUUCCUGAAGAGCUCCUUUUGAUGUGAAGCCGUUUCCAUGGUUUGUUUUUGGUGCUGCCCCGGUUCAGCCCUGUCGCAGCCUUCACACGUUCACCCAUGUUUUCAGGGGGAACCUGGGUUCUAGAGGCUUCUCAGAACCCUGCGAGACGGUCCAGUCCAGCUGCUGCCUCUAACCAGACUCAUCAGUCUUCCUCACAGAUGGAGCCAGACUGAUGUGUGAGGCCUUCUCCAAAACCUUCCAUAGAUGCUGACAGGUUCUGAUCUGGACUCUAGCUCCAUGAAGCUGCACUGAGCUCCAACGCUGUGAACAUCUCCUGGAACUUCAGCUGGUGAGGGGGCAGCUUCAGGCUGAACCGGUUUGAAAUGUUUCUGAAGCUCGACCGCAGAGAACCCAGAUCCAGAUUCUGCAGCUAAGAUGACUUCAUCCUCUGAUCCUCCAUCAGUCGGAGCUCCUCAUCUGCUGAUGGAGCUCUUCAUCUCACUGAGCAGCCAACAUCUCUCAGCUCUUCCUUCCACGCUCAGACUAGGAGCUUUGCUCUCCGCUGGUCUUUCAUCCCCUUAACCUCCAUCAGGUCAUAAUCUCACAGGGUUUCACUUCAGAGCUGAACUUUAAAGGUUCCCAUGAACGGGUCUGAGCCCUCCGGACUGCUCUGGGUGGUCACAUGGUCUACAGCUUGUAGCAUCAAACGAGCAGAGUCAUCCUCUAGACCAGGGGUCUGCAAACUUUUAGAGUAUUUUCUAUUGAUUAAAAUCUGGAAAGAGCCGCAUAGUCUUACUUUAGCCUUUAAAAAUGUGUUUUUUUUUUUAAAUAAAAAAAAAUAAAAUAAAUAUGAAUUAUGUCUAUUUUUUGGCACAAACAAAACCAAAAAUAUAAAAAGAACCUAGCAUCUCUCCAAAUGUGUUUUUUUUUUUUUUACGUUUGACAGAAGCUCAAAUAUCUUCUUUUCAAAAUAAAAGCUGCUCUGUGCCAAACAGGAUAAUCUCAGUGCAGCUCUGGACAGAUAGUAACUAAUGCUGUGAAGUAUAAAAUAAUAUGUGUUUUUAACUCAUAAAAGAUCAAACUUUUUACUAAAGUUUUUCUUUGUAUAUAAAUCUGUUCAUUCUGGAGGUAGAGUUGAGCAAACAAGACGUCUUCAAGUCAACAGGAUGUAA
Molecule: messenger RNA, 4747 nt
Organism: Oryzias melastigma (Indian medaka)
Lineage: Eukaryota; Metazoa; Chordata; Actinopteri; Beloniformes; Adrianichthyidae
Gene: stox2b
Product: storkhead box 2b
Exons: 4
Coding region: 498-3392 (964 amino acids)
Biological process (GO): positive regulation of transcription by RNA polymerase II
Cellular component (GO): cytoplasm; nucleus
Molecular function (GO): DNA-binding transcription activator activity, RNA polymerase II-specific; RNA polymerase II transcription regulatory region sequence-specific DNA binding
Source: RefSeq, a predicted model, not a curated record